This is a messenger RNA of Exophiala spinifera, 552 nucleotides long. RefSeq lists its product as uncharacterized. The transcript has 2 exons. The record is from RefSeq and is a predicted model, not a curated record. Bases 1 to 552 code for a protein of 183 amino acids. Lineage: Eukaryota; Fungi; Ascomycota; Eurotiomycetes; Chaetothyriales; Herpotrichiellaceae.
AUGGCGGGCUCCCUCAUUUACUCCGCUGCUCCCUACCACAUAAUCAGUUAUGGCAUCUUGCUAGGCACUACAACCUUUCAGAGCUUUGUUGGAGGCAUAGUCGCAUUCAGAAAUCUACCUCGGCCGCAGUUCUCACAGCUGCAGCAAGCGACCUUUCCCAUAUACUUUUCAAUGCAGACUGCCCUUCCUAUUCUCCUGGCCCUGACUCUGCCAGCCGAAAGGACUGCGAUCAGUACGAUACCCUCGAGUAUAUCUGGUGUCCUCGACCCCGUCAACCGCUUUCGAGUGCUUGCCCCUCUUUUGACGAUGUUUGCUACUGCAACCGCCAACCUGGUGUAUAUUGGGCCGGAAACUACGAAAUGUAUGCGGGAGAGAAAGCACCAAGAGACGAGAGAUGGGAAGAAAAGCUACGACGCGCCUCCGCAUAGUAAAGAGAUGCAGGCACUUAACCAACAAUUUUCGAGACUACACGGCGCAUCUUCUUUGGUGAAUCUGUUGUCCUGGAUGGCAACUUUGUGGUAUGGGUUUUAUCUUGCGGACAGAAUAUCCUGA